AUCGACAUCACCGAGAAACCGACUCCCAACUUGAGAGGAAGGAAACGCGAAGAGAAACAUUGGGGAAUCCCCUGGAUUUUCGUAAUGUCAUUCUUCUCCCUCAACAUUCUCGCCUUUCGAAUACUGGGACUCUGGUUCCCCGAGGAGACUUCGUCAGUCUGCCGAAUAAUUUUAUACAGAAUCUACAAUGCAUUCGCAGUGACAGCCAUGUGCACCUUCGUACUGUCACAAUUUUUCGCAUUACUCGAGUGUCUCAAUGACACGAAGGAACUGACCAACGCCUCGUUCAUGCUGUUGACGAUGAUCGCAGUGGCUGGAAAAAUGUUCAACAUGACUGUUUACCGAUAUGAAAUCAGCAGAAUGGUCAAACUAUUCGAUCUCGAGCCGUUCAAGUCCAUGGACGACCGUGAAGUCGUGAUUAAAUCGAAAUUUCAUCGCUCUGUCAAGCGCUUUAUUUCCGUGUACGGAACGCUAGGAACAGCGACAUGCACCCUGAUAACCCUAUUUUCCCUGAUCCGCGACAUGCCUCGUCGUCAAUUGCUCUUCAAAGCCCGAUACCCCUUCGAUGAUUCGGCCUCAGUUGGCUACUGGGUCUCCUACAUUCAUCAACUCUACAGUCACUAUAUGGGGGCCGUCGUCAACAUGACUUUCGAUACAUUCGUCUCAGCCCUGAUGCUGGCCACCUCGGCGCAAUUGGAGGUCCUCAAGUAUCGGUUCGUCAUGAUGCCAAGUGCCAUGGAGAACGAGCGGGCUGAGACUGGCUGCAAGGGAAAUCCUGAAGAGGUUGAGAGGAUGGAGGCGAAGUACUUGAGGAAUCACACGAAUCAUCACCUAGCCAUUUUUGAAUUUUCGAAAAUGACGAAUGACACGUUCACCGUUUCAAUUUUCCUUCAAUACUGCGCCAGCUCCCUAGUCCUCUGCGUCAGUGUCUUCACGUUGACGCAGUUGAAACCCCUGAGCAAAGAGUUUAAUUCUCUGCUGAUGUACAUCGGCUGCAUGCUGGUGCAGAUAUUCAUAUUUUGUGACGCAGCGAAUGACGUUACUAUCAGGAGUGAAACAAUGGCUGAGGGCAUCUACAAAAUGGACUGGACGUCUCUGUCUAUCAAUAGCCAGAAGAGUCUGGUCCUCAUCAUGGCUCGCACUUUGAGGCCCAUAAGGUACACGAGUGGACAUGUUGUCAGUCUGUCUCUCGUUUCGUUCAGCAGUCUCCUGAAGCUCUCCUAUUCCGUCUACAAUAUCCUAACUCAGUCGUCUGAGUGAUCUACAUCAACAGCCGGAACUUCGGAUCAUGAAUUAAGAGAAAAAACUGGAGAACUCCCAAAUGAAUUGUUAUUAAUUACGAAUUGGUAGUUUACGAAUGGAACCUGAUAUUUGUUUUUAGAAAAUGAAGCUGUGACUUAUUCCA
Diachasma alloeum is the source of this 1405-nucleotide messenger RNA. It is a transcript of the gene Or102, whose product is annotated as odorant receptor 46a. The record is from RefSeq and is a predicted model, not a curated record. The coding region runs from base 85 to 1260 and encodes 391 amino acids. Gene Ontology annotation, biological process: sensory perception of smell; detection of chemical stimulus involved in sensory perception of smell. Lineage: Eukaryota; Metazoa; Arthropoda; Insecta; Hymenoptera; Braconidae. The transcript is spliced from 5 exons. Gene Ontology annotation, cellular component: plasma membrane. Gene Ontology annotation, molecular function: olfactory receptor activity; odorant binding.